UAGAAGGUAAACGUGAACCAAGGACAUGCAGAUAUAGUUAUGAAUGCUUGCAUAAACAAUGGUGCGACCAGGGAACAUGCAAACCGAUGAAAGCAAUCGGUGAACCGUGCAAGAAAAAUGAUGAGUGCAUUAAUUUGUCAAAGUGUGUGCCACGAGGAAAUGGAACAUGCGAGGAGACUUGUAGAGUUGACAGUGAUUGCUUGCAAUUCAAGAAUGGCACACGCAAGUACUGCAGUGUGGGAGGAACUGCUGGCACACAGAAGGGAAGAUGUGAGAUGAAACAUGAGAGAGGAUAUCGCUGUGGGAGAGGACCAGAAUGCGCUGGAAAAAUGUUCUGCAAAAAUGGACAAUGUAAAGUUGCCGAAGAGGUGGUAAUAUGCAGCCUGAACUGCUAUGGACCAGACCCAAGGAAACCUGAUCACAUCAGGCCAGGAUUUAUUGUAAAUGUCACCUACAGUUGUGAAUUUAUCAGGAGGGAAGAGAUGGGACAUAAACAACUCAGAGGUAGUAUCAGGUUGAACCACAAGGAAGUACUUGGAAAGGUAGAUGGAAUCUCUCCACAGACCAUAAGUGGCUCUGUAACUAAAGUGGCGAGGAAGGGCGAGUUUGCGGCGAGUCUGCAGGCAGUUAUGCGUAGAUGCAAGAACAACAAGCAAAGUUGUUCAGCCAAUAGAAAGUGUACCUUAUAUGCUGGACAAUAGAAUGGAACACUUUAUUAGCACCAUGGGCGUUAAAGAACGGCUCUUAUUCAAACCAAUAUUUCGAUUAUGUUUACCCAGUGUAGACCGACCUGUAAAGAUGUGCAAAAAAUAAACAAAUAUAUAAACAUCAGAAUAUUGUAGUUUAGUGAAAAUUGCUGUUAUUUUUUUUAUUAAAGAUACAUGUAUCAUCUUCCAAUUUUCAUUCAAUGCCUAAAAGCGAAAUAUUUAUGCAAGUGGUUAUUGCCACUGACCAUGAUAAAUCACCAGGCUUUUGUUUGAAUCAGUUAAGGCCCAAUUUUAAAAAGACAAACAUGCUUUCACA
Owenia fusiformis is the source of this 1023-nucleotide messenger RNA. NCBI's taxonomy places the organism in Eukaryota, Metazoa, Annelida, Polychaeta, Sabellida, Oweniidae. The record is from the annotation of a GenBank genome assembly.